This is a messenger RNA of Syngnathus typhle (broad-nosed pipefish), 3457 nucleotides long. RefSeq names its product gap junction protein, alpha 2 (gene gja2). Gene Ontology annotation, biological process: cell communication. Lineage: Eukaryota; Metazoa; Chordata; Actinopteri; Syngnathiformes; Syngnathidae. The coding region runs from base 575 to 1633 and encodes 352 amino acids. Gene Ontology annotation, cellular component: connexin complex. The record is from RefSeq and is a predicted model, not a curated record. The transcript is spliced from 3 exons.
GGAGUCUUCAGCUGCCAUUUGUAUGUCUUGAAAGUUCAACUCUCAAAUGAAGGCUUUCACAAUUCUUUCUAGUCCGUCUUCAUGUGAAGGCACAAAGUCUUAUUUGUGAAAGAGAACUCUUGGAAAGAGGUUUAUCUUGGCAUUCAUCAUCGGUUCAGAAAAACAUAGUCUUUUUGUGAACUGAAGAACCUUCAGGACGCACUCACCGUGGAGGUUGGUGAAGAUGAUCAUUAUUAGGUGCUCUGUAGAGUCCCAAAGGACAGGCACAAGUGUCUUUCAGGUUAUCAGCAGUCAUCACUAACAUGCCUUGAAUCUGGAUCUUGUGUCACAAGACCUGUCCUCAAGCAUGAGUUGUCCACCAGCAGGCAGCUCCAGCUCUCCUACACGCCCCCCCCCCCAUUUUCUCUUUAAUGACUGGAGAAGACACAACCUUUGGGAAGACAAAUAGUUGAUUCAUGAUCAAUCGCAUCACAUUAUAUUGACUGCAAGCUCAGGCGUCUUUUUUCGCCGGGCGGUUCCCGCAAGCAAACAAGUGGUCUUGUCAUUAAAGCUGAGGAUUGAUUUGUGAGCCACGAUGGGAGACUGGAACCUUUUGGGGAAGCUGCUGGAAAGCGCCCAGGAGCACUCGACCGUGGUGGGCAAAGUGUGGCUGACGGUUCUGUUCAUCUUCCGAAUCCUGGUGCUGGGCUCGGCCGCUGAGAAGGUUUGGGGAGACGAGCAGUCGGGUUUCACUUGCGACACCAAGCAGCCCGGUUGUCAGAACGUCUGCUACGACAAGACCUUCCCCAUUUCCCACAUUCGCUUCUGGGUGAUGCAGAUCAUCUUUGUGUCCACGCCCACGCUCAUCUACCUGGGACACAUCCUCCAUCUUGUGCGCAUGGAGGAGAAGUUAAUCGAGAAGGAGAAGGAACUGGCUCUCCAGAGUGAAAAGCACCGGCAGAUACUUGGCAAUAAGGCCAAGAAAGCAGUCAAGCCCGUCAAGGACAACCAAGGUCACGUGCAUUUGAGAGGAGCGCUACUUCGGACUUACGUCUUCAGCAUUAUCUUCAAGACCCUGUUUGAAGUGGCUUUCAUCGUAGCUCAAUACUUCCUGUAUGGUUUUGAGCUCAAGCCAAUGUACUCCUGCGACCGUUGGCCUUGCCCCAAUGUGGUCAACUGCUACAUCUCCAGACCCACCGAGAAGACCAUUUUCAUCCUCUUCAUGCUAGCCGUGGCGUGCAUCUCGCUGCUGCUCAACUUAGUGGAAAUGUACCAUCUCGGCUUCACCAAAUGCCAUCAGGGUCUCCGCUACAGCCGGCGGCAGACGGAGCCCGCGGAAACCGUUCUUCCUUUUGUGCCGAACUACAACUACUUUCCGAGUCGCCCGGCGGGCCGUGACUCCUUCCCGGUGGAGGGGAAAUACGGCAUUGCUGAGCCGAACCCCCCCUACAACCCCUACAGCAGCAAAGUGAUGCAUAAGCAAAACAAAGAUAACAUGGCCGCCGAGAAGAAAGGUAAAACAGAUGGAGACGAUAGGCGGGAGAGGAAAACCUCUAACUCGGUUGAAGACAUGCUCGUGGAAGCUCAGCGCAGAAGCAGCCAGUCCAGCAAGAACAGCAAUAACAAGUGCAGGAUGGAUGACCUGCAAAUAUAGACGAGGCGAGAAAGAAUAAUCUUAAUGCUUUAUUAUUAAUUAUUAACUGUCAUUAAUAGAUAGAUAGAUAGAUAAAUGUAUUGAUGAUAUUUAAACUCAAGGAAUGUCUGGUCUAGACAAUCCCGAGACAGCUGAAGGCUACUGGUCUGCAUGGAAAACAAAGAACUGCUAAGACAUCAAGUACAGUUGGUAUUGACACAGGCCGCAACUCUCGAGUCAAAAGAUUGGACAAGAACCGUUUGAAAUUGUUGACUUUAAGAUAAAUAUGCAUGAAAACACUUUUUUUUUUUAGCAAGGGAACAAGUACUGCCAUUGUCAAUUGUGAUGAAAAUUAUUAUAAAACAAGCUUCGUGUAUAUAAAGGCAUGUUUGGAUGAGUCUGGUAAAAGUCUAUAGCAGCUGUCCCGAUACUUUUGUCCGAAAAAGAUCCUCCCCUGUUGCUUUUACAUAAACAAAUUGUAAGAAAAAAAUGUCUGAUUGUAGUGCAAGUGUUUUGAAAUGUUUCUAAUGUGAUUGCAGGAUCAAUGCUUGUAGUCUUGCUGUGGGGAAAGCAAAUUCUAAGCCCAAGAAUGCUCAUACAAUUCAGACAAAAUGAUUACACUAUGUAUUUUAGUGUUUAGUUUGCAUUGAAUAGCUAGACAAAUGAAAAAAUAUAUCACUUAAAGUGAUAAGUACAAGAUGAUCACUGCCCUAGUUCUACUUUGCUGACACCUUCCAGUUCCAACCCCCCAUUGAUGAAUCCUCUUGAAUGUGUGUAACCCAGCCUUAAGUAAUGUGAAGGCACCAGCGAAGCCCGACAGAACCUGAUAUCCAGUCUUAAAAUCAUUUCUAGGUCAGUGUCAGAUUCAUAUGACAAAGAGACGACUUAAAAAUAUGAAAUCAACAUAAUCUCCUUAUCUGGGAAAAAAACCCCACAUAGGACAAACACAAUAAGACAACGCCUGCACACUUAAAAUAUGAUUCCUCUCUCAUGUGAUGUGUUUUUAUUAGUUUUUGACCACCAAGGAAGUUUCAGUCAAUUUGUUAGUUUAUGCCAUAAACUAAUAUAUUAGUUAUUAUAUAUGACUAAUAUAUAAUAACAGUAAUAUAAUACUGUUAUUGCAACAUGUAUUAUAUAAAAGUUGCCAGUGCAAAGUUGGUCGCUUUUUUAUUUAUUAAAGGAUUGUUUUGUAUUCUCGGAUUAAAAUGAACAGCUAGAUAACUUGUUAGAAUAAUUAGUUUUGCUGAAGCGCUGGUCGGCCUGAAACCGGAGGUCACAUAUCUUAUAUGUGCCAGCUAGCCUUGGGGAGUCCUUAUCCUCCCUUCCUGUGAGAGGCCCACACUAGUUAGGAACAGAAAGAACAUCCUUGCUCUUUGUUCUUUGUUAGUUCAAGAGAAGUCCUUUCUCUUUUGAUUGUUUUUGUCCAAGACAGUUUUUUAGUUAUCCCAUAUUUACUCAAUGUUUGUUUAAGUAGACUUCAUGGAAGUUGUUAUCUCACAUCUACUUAACGUUUACUGGAGUGUAUGCACAAGAGGGACACGGCAUCCAGAUUUGGAGAUUGCAGCCGGGAACGAGGCUGCCAACCAUCUAAGAACAGACUCUGCAUUCCUGGGGUCACGGAUCGGCCAAGGCCAUGCGGCCUCGCACCACACAACAUUAUUAGCUAGCUGAACAGCGUUGCUACAGUCACUCUCUCCCCUCCCUUUAGUGUAGGAACGCCUCUUGUAACCAGGGCAACCCAAUAUAAAAAGAGGAGAUGACGGUAGGGCAGGUGAGAAUUGGUGGAGGACUGUGAACUGGGCCCUCUACCUAAUUCUCCUCGCGAGCAAAAGAAUACUGGUUGUC